This is a messenger RNA of Zingiber officinale, 1566 nucleotides long. RefSeq lists its product as uncharacterized. NCBI's taxonomy places the organism in Eukaryota, Viridiplantae, Streptophyta, Magnoliopsida, Zingiberales, Zingiberaceae. Gene Ontology annotation, molecular function: protein binding. The record is from RefSeq and is a predicted model, not a curated record. The transcript is spliced from 2 exons. Bases 28 to 1368 code for a protein of 446 amino acids.
UCCUUCGAUUCCUAGUCUGCAUCAGCCAUGGCUGAGGAUCGCCGGAGGAGUCUCCAUUUCAUCAGCGUACUAUUACUCUUCUUCCUCUGCUCGUCUCUACCCCCCAGUUUCUGCAGUAAUGGUAACAGAGAGGCCAUCGAGAUCGGAACCGGGAUGGCGAUCAGUCCGAGACCGAGCGACUUCGUGAACUUGCUCCAGUACCGAGCUUACUUGGUCAUCCAACGAUUCAAGAAAACCAUCACCUCCGAUCCCAAGAACAUCACCGGAACCUGGGUCGGGACCCGGAUCUGUUCCGACGGCAAAGGCCAUGGAUAUUCCGGUUUCUACUGCGAAGGGCCGCCGGAUAAAAGGAAUAUGCCGACCGUGGCCUCCGUCGACUUCAAUGGGUAUCACCUGGCGGCGCCGACGGUGAGAGGCUUCAUCGACAAGCUCCCUGAUCUCGCCAUUUUCCACUCUAAUUCCAACCGCUUCGGCGGCACGGUGCCGAAUCUCACCCGCCUUCCCUUCUUCUAUGAGAUCGACCUCAGCAACAACGUCCAAACCGGCUUGUUUCCCUACUCUGUCCUCCCCCUCGUCAACCUCUCCUUCCUCGACCUCCGGUAUAAUGGCUACUCUCUUCAGGUUCCCUCCGCUGUGUUCAACAUCCAGACGCAGGUGCUUUUCCUCAACAACAACAAGUUCAACGGCCAAAUCCCGGCCAACCUCGGGAAGACUCCCGCGAAUUACAUCACCUUCGCGUUCAACCACUUUACCGGGUCGAUCCCUAGGUCGAUCGGGCAAGCGUCCAAUACUCUGCUUGAGAUCCUGUUCCUGGGCAACCAGCUCAGCGGCUGUCUGCCGUACGAGAUAGGGCUGUUGAGGAAGGCAACGGUGUUCGACGCCGGGAGAAACUAUCUCUCCGGCCCGAUUCCGCUCUCGUUCGGGUGUCUGAAGAAAGUGGAGCAGCUCAACCUCGCCGGAAACUUUCUCUCCGGCGAGGUGCCUGAUGUCGUUUGCCGACUGGCGAAUUCCACGCAUGGACGCCUGGCGAACCUCUCGCUCUCUGACAACUACUUCACGUCGGUGGGGAAGUCCUGCGUCAAGCUGAUCAAACGUAAUGUGUUGCACGUGGAGAAGAACUGCAUUCCGGGAUUGCCGGGACAGCGGCCAGCAGCAGACUGCGAGCGGUUCUUGAAGCAGCCGAAGCCCGUGUGUCCCGACGCGCAAUACGUCCCCUGCCGGCUUCCGGCGGAGGAGCUCCAGUCGGAAAAGGAGGACGCUUGGGCGGUGGCAGACGGGGCGACGGAUAGGGCGCCGGCAGCGUCCGGGUACGCGACUUACAAAGCGCUGCAUCCGCCGAAGCAGGAGGAAGCCGUAGAUUCUCCGUGACGUGGCCAACUAUAAUCGGCGCUUGUCUGUUUGCUGGAUUGUGUUUGUUUUUAUUUAUUAUGAUUGGGAAGUCAUAUCAGUCAACUCUGUCGGUAUAUUAUGGGCGCUUGUUUUCAUUAUGUUUGUACUAGAUUGAACUCUGCCGGUAUAUUAUUGGAACGCCAUGCAUAAUAAUGCCAUAAAUAUUUACGGCUGUCA